AUGGCGAAGAAAGCACCAAAACGAAACAAAGUACUUUGGAUAAUUUCAUCCUAAAACCUUUCUUAACUUGAUAAUGAUACUGGUACAUUCAAGAAUUUCACAGACGCUCUAUCAUCUAAUAGAGAUCCGGCAGGAAGACUAAAAAAGAAUGUGAAUAAAAAUGCGUUGAAAUAGAAACAAGAUUAUGAGGAAGCAAUAGAGAAUAGUUUGAUCAGUGCUUAAUAUGAAUAGAUGAAUUAAAAACAUAUUUAGGAAUCCAAAAAUGAUGACAAUUCUGGAUAUUAGAAUGAAGAAUUUUAAAUUCAGGAAGAGGAUGAUUUGAGUUUAGAGAUUUUGAUGCAAAAAUAGGAUUAACAGCAAUAUUCAUAUGAACAGAAGAAACACCCGUAGAUCAUGAUUGAAAAUCUAGGAUAUACUGAUAAGAAAAAUCAUACAGACUAAAAAAAAGGAUCUUAGCAUUAAUGGAAUGGCGGCGAUCCAAUAAAAUUGCAUCUUAUGUAAAAGUAUAGACCUGGGGAUAUCAAUCUGGCUUUUAUGAAAAUGCAUUAAUUAAGUAGAAGUCUUUGA
This is a messenger RNA of Paramecium tetraurelia, 567 nucleotides long. RefSeq lists its product as uncharacterized. NCBI's taxonomy places the organism in Eukaryota, Ciliophora, Oligohymenophorea, Peniculida, Parameciidae. The transcript has a single exon. The record is from RefSeq and is a predicted model, not a curated record.